Drechmeria coniospora is the source of this 1740-nucleotide messenger RNA. RefSeq names its product threonine ammonia-lyase precursor. Gene Ontology annotation, molecular function: threonine deaminase activity; pyridoxal phosphate binding. Gene Ontology annotation, biological process: L-threonine catabolic process. The record is from RefSeq and is a predicted model, not a curated record. Bases 1 to 1740 code for a protein of 579 amino acids. Lineage: Eukaryota; Fungi; Ascomycota; Sordariomycetes; Hypocreales; Ophiocordycipitaceae. The transcript is spliced from 2 exons.
AUGCCCAAGACCAACGGCAUCGUUCCGGUGCGAUGCGACACGAAUGGUGACGUCGACGACGUCGACGGCCAGGCCAGACCCGAGACGCCGUCGGGCGGCAUGGCCCUCACCGAGUACUGCGCCAACCCGUCGCCGUCAUCGGAGGAGAAGCGGCAACGCAUCCGCGCCGUUGUGCCCGACGACUACCUCCUCCCCAACGGCUAUCCUGAUUACCUGCGGCUCAUCGCGAGCGCGACGUCGCGCGUCUACGAAGCUUGCCGGGUGACGCCCCUCACGCACGCCGUCAACCUCAGCGACCGGCUCGAGUGCACGGUCCUGCUCAAGAGAGAGGACACGCAGCCCGUCUUCAGCUUCAAGCUGCGCGGCGCCUACAACAAGAUGGCCCACCUCGACCCGGCGCAGAGCUGGCGGGGCGUCGUCUGCUGCUCGGCCGGCAACCACGCGCAGGGCGUCGCCUACUCGGCGCGCAAGCUCAAGAUCCCCGCCACCAUCAUCAUGCCCGAGGGCACGCCGAGCAUCAAGCACAAGAACGUGGCGCGGCUCGGCGGCCACGUCGUCCUGCACGGCGCCGACUUCGACGCCGCCAAGGAGGAGUGCGGCCGGCGCGAGAAGCAGGACGGGCUCAUCAACAUCCCGCCCUUCGACGACCCCUACGUCAUCGCCGGCCAGGGCACCAUCGGCAGCGAGCUCUUCGGCCAGGUCAACAUGGCCAAGGUCGAGGCCGUCUUCUGCUGCUGCGGAGGCGGCGGCCUCAUCGCCGGCAUCGGCCUCUACGUGAAGCGCAUGGCGCCCCACGUCAAGGUCAUCGGCGUCGAGGCCCGCGACGCCAACGCGCUGGCCCAGUCGCUGAGGAAGGGCAGGCGCGUCGUGCUCAAGGACGUCGGCCUCUUCGCCGACGGCGCGGCGGUCAAGACGCUCGGCGAGGAGACGUUCCGCAUCGCGCGCGAGGUCGUCGACGACGUCGUCGAGGUCACCACCGACGAGAUCUGCGCCGCCAUCAAGGACAUGUACGACGACACCCGCUCCGGCCUCGAGCCGGCCGGCGCCCUCGCCAUCGCCGGCCUGAAGCGCUACGUCGCCGAGCGGCCGUCGCAGGAGGCGGGCCGGACCCUCAUCGCCGUCACGUCGGGCGCCAACAUGAACUUUGACCGGCUGCGCUUCGUCGCCGAGCGCGCGACGCUGGGCGAGGGCAAGGAGGCGCUGCUGUCCGUCGCCAUACCCGAGCGGCCGGGCGCCUUCGCCAAGCUCAUCGACAGCAUCACGCCCCACGCCGUGACCGAGUUCUCGUACCGGUACGCGAGCGGCGAGCGGGCCAACAUCAUGAUCGGCCUGUCGCUGACGGCGCCGGCGGCGCAGCGCAACGACGAGCUGGCGACGCUGAUGAAGCGCAUCCGCUCCGAGGGCAUGAGCGUGACGGACCUCUCGGCCGACGAGCUCGCCAAGAGCCACGUGCGGUACCUCGUCGGCGGCCAGUCGCACGUCGCCAACGAGAGGCUCUACAUGUUCAGCUUCCCCGAGAGGCCCGGCGCCCUCGAGAAGUUCCUGACGACGCUGCGGCCGCGCUUCAACAUCAGCCUGUUCCACUACCGCAACUACGGCGGCGACGUGGCCAAGGUGCUGGCGGGCAUUUCGUGCCCGCAGGACGAGGCGGGGGAGCUGUCGCAGUUUCUGCGUGACGUCGGCUACCCCUUUGAGGACUGCACCAACUCGGACGUCUUCAAGACGUUCCUACGCACCUAG